AUUUUUUAAAGACAUUGAAUAGAGAAUGAGCACACUUCUGUCUCAGCGGGUUGAACAGCUUUAUACCUUGUGUUUUGACGGUCAGAAUUCAGCAGGACGCUUUAUAAUAGCGUGAAGAGUUAGGGAUUUUAUUUAUUGCUUGGGAAUAAUGUCUUUAGGUUGUCUGAGGUUGGCUCUGAGCCGUGCAGCGAGAGCCUCGUGUCCCUCGACAAGCCCAGUGACACUCCUCCUCCUGUAUAAACCACAGUCUAGCAGAACCACAUGGAGUUACCUGGGCAUAAAGCUCCAGCAGUGGACACUGUUCUCCACUGCCGCGGGUGACGACGGAGACACCGCAGAGAGUGAACCACAGGAGGAGAAGAAGAAGAAGAAGAAACAGGACCCGAAAGCUCGAACCACCAUCAGCAGUGUGGGCAGGAAGAUCCACCAACGCCACCUGCUCCUGCUGGACGAGGAGGGCGAGAACCUGGGGACCAUGCACCGGGCCGACGCUCUGAGGCUCAUGGAUGAGAAAGGGCUGAAGCUGGUGCCUGUGAACGAGAACGCCGAGCCGCCAGUGUACCGGCUCAUGAGCGGGAAACAGAUUCACGAGGAGCAGAUGAAACUGCGGGAGAAACAGAAAACCAAGGCGACAGGUGUCGUCCAGGUGAAAGACCUGACUCUGUCCUCUGAUAUCGCGCUACACGACCUGGACACAAAACUAAAACAAGUAACGAGCUGGCUGGAGAAAAAGCACCACGUGAGACUGACGCUGAAGCCGAGACGGGACCGGAGCGAGCAGCCGCUGGACACGAUUCUGGACGAGAUGGUCGGGAGAAUAACGGCUCCGCUCGGCUUCGUCAACAAACCCAAACUCAUCCGUGAGGGUCGAGCGGCCAGCUGCGUCCUGCGUCCUCCGUCCGCUAAAGAGCUGCAGGCGCAGGGGACGCGACCCGCAGCGCAGACUCCCUCCAACACCCCCAAACCAAACCUCGGGGAACAGGAACCGCUCGGAUCUCCAUCAGAGCGGGACAGAGACUCUCAGCAGCAGUGAUGUGAUGACAAUGAAACAGCUUUUCACACACGCUCGGGUGGCGUCGAUGAAUACGACAAAAAGUCAAUUUAUACAAACGUUAUUGAGAUCAGGAUAGAGCCUGAAGGGAUACAAAUCCAAACUAACUUCCUGAAUAACUUGUUUUGGGGUCCACGUUUUAACGGUGACUCUUUUUUUCAGACAUUUUCUAAACACACUGCUAUGGCAACCUACUGUUUACCCUACACUGGGGUGCAUUAUGUAACGAGUAAAUAAAUGAAAUUGAAUGUAA
Pangasianodon hypophthalmus (striped catfish) is the source of this 1304-nucleotide messenger RNA. RefSeq names its product mitochondrial translational initiation factor 3 (gene mtif3). The record is from RefSeq and is a predicted model, not a curated record. Lineage: Eukaryota; Metazoa; Chordata; Actinopteri; Siluriformes; Pangasiidae. Bases 149 to 1033 code for a protein of 294 amino acids. The transcript has 4 exons. Gene Ontology annotation, biological process: ribosome disassembly; mitochondrial translational initiation. Gene Ontology annotation, cellular component: mitochondrion. Gene Ontology annotation, molecular function: translation initiation factor activity; ribosome binding.